Molecule: messenger RNA, 3286 nt
Organism: Pseudopipra pipra
Lineage: Eukaryota; Metazoa; Chordata; Aves; Passeriformes; Pipridae
Gene: ZNF76
Product: zinc finger protein 76
Exons: 14
Coding region: 960-2645 (561 amino acids)
Biological process (GO): regulation of transcription by RNA polymerase II
Cellular component (GO): nucleus
Molecular function (GO): RNA polymerase II cis-regulatory region sequence-specific DNA binding; DNA-binding transcription factor activity, RNA polymerase II-specific
Source: RefSeq, a predicted model, not a curated record
GCGAUGGCGGCCGGGCCUCGGGGCUGCCCCAGCCCCCGGCACCUCGCGGGGAGAGCCCCUCCUGUCCCCCGCCACCCCCGGCCCGCCGGCCGCUCCCCUCGGGCCCUGCCCUUCCCCGGUGCCGUCGCACCGCAGCCCGUACCGGGGGCUCAGCAGUGCAGGGCCGCCGCAGCCCAGGGGGAACGAACCCCGGCAGGACCCGCUGCAGCCGCAGAGGGGUGAGGGUGCGGGGUGAGGCGUACUGAGGGGGCUCAAAGCCGAGCUCACCCCGGGCUGCGGCGGGGACGGACAGGGCGGUCCGACUUGUUCCUGCAAAUCAGACGAAUAAGUAUUUGGCUAUCUCAGAGAUGGCUCAGGAAGAACCCACUGUAGCUGCUUUGAAAGAUAUUCUGUCAGCAGAGAGCCUCUUUAGCAAAAUGUUCUUGUGGGGGCGUGGUGGUUUUAAUAUAAUGUGCUUAGAGCCUGAAAAUCUGUUUCUCAAAAGGCUGGGAAUUAGUCGGGAAAGGAAGGAGAGGAGGAUGCUUCCAGGGAUGAAGCUCAUCAUCCUGCCCCUGUCUCUUGCAGUACAGGACAUGCUCAGCCUGUAGGUUCAGGCCUUAUAGUACUUGGAAACCCUCCCUGCAGAUCAUUUGGAAGACAGGAAGGGCUUGAAUGUGGCAUUUGCACUGUCUCAAAGAAGAGUCUGUCAGUUCACUAGUGUGAUUUUAUAUUUGUCUGUGGAACAGAUUGUUAGCCCUGCCUGCCAUUGGUGGGGGAAGGAUGCAGUGUUGUCCAUCUUAAUCCUUUAUAACCUCAAAACUAGUUUGAGGCCAUUCAAGCCUUUCCUGGUGUCCAAAAGUGAGUAUACAUCUGAGGAGAGAAAAUAAAAUGGAAUUGUUCUUUUUACUUAAGGCUUGCAGCAAAAAGGACAGCCCAGUGUCCCCCAGGCCCCUGGCUCUGGGCCCGGUGCUCCCGGCGGGAUGGAGAGCCUGGGGCUGCCAGCAGUGACCCUCAGGGACGGCACCACGGCCUUCCUGCAGCAGGCUGCCAGAGGUGAAAAGCUGAUUGAAGGACAAGUCAUUGAAUUUGAAGAUGGGACCACAGCUUAUAUCCAUCAGGUGACAGUUCAGAAAGAGUCUGUGGCUUUGGAAGAUGGUCAGCCAGUGGUGCUGGAAGAUGGCAGCAUGGCCUACAUACACAGCACAGCUAAAGACGGUUACGAUCCUGGCACCUUCCAGGCCAUCCAGGUGGAGGACUGCACUGCCUACAUCCACCGUCCUGUCAUCGUAGCACCUGGCAGCACCAUCCUGGAAGUGCAGACAGGAACUGGGCUCGAGGAGUUAGCUGGGGAGGAGGAAGAUGAUGCCUUUGGUGUGGAGACCACGAAUGCAGUACAGCAGUACAGCAGUAAGGGGUCUGACAAGGAAGAGGAGGGAGUGACAGACACCUGCCUUAUGAACCCUACGGACUCCAGCAACGUCCCUUCUCAGGUACAUGAACGUGCUCACACAGGUGACCGGCCAUAUACAUGUGACUUCCCAGGUUGUGGGAAAGCAUUUGCUACAGGGUAUGGGCUGAAGAGCCACAUGAGAACACACACUGGUGAGAAACCAUACAAGUGUCCAGAAGAUAUGUGUAGCAAAGCCUUCAGAACCUCUGGGGAUCUACAGAAACACAUCCGCACACACACAGGUGAGCGUCCCUUCAAGUGCCCCUUCGUGGGCUGUGGCCGCUCCUUCACCACCUCCAACAUCCGCAAGGUUCACGUCCGGACGCACACGGGCGAGCGGCCGUACACGUGUCCAGAGCCCAGCUGCGGGAGGGGCUUCACCAGUGCCACCAACUACAAGAACCACAUAAGAAUCCACACAGGAGAGAAGCCAUACCUGUGCACUGUGCCAGGCUGUGGGAAGCGCUUCACGGAGUACUCCAGCCUCUACAAGCACCACGUGGUGCACACGCACUGCAAGCCCUACACCUGCAGCAGCUGUGGGAAGACGUACCGCCAGACCUCCACGCUGGCCAUGCACAAGCGCAGCAGCCACGGCAAGCUGGAGACCAUGGAGGACAGUGAGCGGGCCCUCUUUGAGCAGCUGAGGCUGGAAGUUGCUGCUGCUGACAGAGGCUGCCUGCUGAAGAGCCAGCAUAUUGCUUUCCUGUCGGAGAUGGAGGAAGAUGAAGAAGAUGAUGUUGAGCCUACACAGGUCUCACUUAUCUCUCAGGAUGGGACAGAGCAGGUCAGUCUGUCACAGGAAGAGCUGCGGGCCCUGGGCAGUGCCAUCAGUGUGGUGACACAGAGUGGGGCCCUUGCCGUGCCCAAGGGAGAGCUGGUGGGUGACACUCGCACCGUGACUGUGGCCAACACCCAUGGCACCGAGACACAGGGGGUGACCGUAGUCACUUCUGGGGCAGUCGUGUCAGAGGAAUCCGCCGUUGCCCCUCUCCAUCAUCAGCAGGUGGCAUUGCUGGCCACUGCCCACGGCACCCACAUCACUGUGCAGGUGCCCUGCAUACAGAGGACAGCACAGGGACGUGCUCCUGGGAUUGCAGAAUGCUCUCGUCUGGAAGAGCAGCAGAGCCUGGAGGAAGGCGUCAGCAUGGCUGCAGCAGUAAUCCCCUGUGGACCGGUGACGUCUGACACAGCCGUAUCUGAGAAAGGGAGCUGAAAGGGAGCUGAGGUCGGCAGAGCUGCUGGGGCAGGGGGAGAGGAGCCCUGGCCUGUCAUGGGUGGGGGCAGUGGGUGCUGCAGGGGGACACGGGGCAGGGACAUGUCUGAGCCAGCACCUGCCCCGCACGGGCCGGGAGGGCUGACAGGGCAGCGUGAGGCUGCUGAAGUGACCCCGUGCAAAGGGCUCUUCUCUCCAAGGAGGGAGGGCAAAGAUACUGGACUGCUGCCUUCUCCUGGAGGCUCUGCUGGAGCCUCUCCUGGGCUCUGAGCAGCAGCCCUGUUUUCAGAGAGGCACUUCCUGCCCUCUACCUCUAGGAAUAGUCCAACAGCUCCCCUUUCCUGUCCACCCCUCCAGCUCAGGGACAGGUGGGCAGCAUGUGUAUGGAAGCAACAAAGGCCCAUCAAAGCAAGCCCAGGCUGUCCUGGGCUUGGUUUCAAGGGUGACCAGUACCUGCCGUUGGAGCCAGUGCUCUGACAGCAGUUCUCCCAUCUCUUUGGCACAUUCCGCUCUCAAGCAAGCUUCCGUGGCUGAUUCCUUGGCUGCAGAGCAGAGCAGCCUGCACUUCUCGAGGGCUGAGCUAGACCUGAAUGUAAAUGUUGAGUUGAAAUAAAAAUAAAUUAACAAUGUUGUUUUUAAAA